AUGGCACAGUGCACACCAUUGAAAUGUCAUGGCACACCCUUUGAAAAACACUGCAAUAGAGCAACUCCCAGGUGGGACGAAAAGGAAAAAGACUGUUUCGCUAAUAUCUGCGAUGCACAAUUUCGAUACAGUCACGAAUAUCUAGGAAACACACCGCGUUUGGUAAUCACUCCUUUGACGGACAGAUGUUAUAUAACCCUAACGCAAUCGUUACAUUUGGUAAUGGGAGGAGGACCUGCCGGACCCGCUGGAACGGGAAAAACAGAGACAACUAAAGAUCUUGGUCGCGCUCUAGGCGUCAUGGUUUACGUGUUCAAUUGUUCAGAGCAAAUGGAUUACAAGUCGUGUGGCAACAUUUAUAAAGGAUUGGCUCAGACAGGGGCCUGGGGUUGUUUCGACGAGUUUAACAGAAUAUCUGUCGAAGUGUUAUCAGUGGUCGCUGUCCAAGUGAAAUCUAUUCAGGAUGCGAUUCGAGAAAAAGCAAUGACGUUUAAUUUUAUGGGAGAAAAAAUAAGUUUAAUUCCGUCUGUUGGAAUUUUUAUUACGAUGAAUCCCGGUUAUGCUGGUAGAACAGAGUUACCGGAGAAUUUAAAAGCACUAUUUAGACCGUGCGCCAUGGUGGUACCAGAUUUUGAACUAAUCUGUGAAAUAAUGUUGGUUGCCGAAGGAUUUCAAGAAGCAAAAAUUCUUGCGAGGAAAUUUAUAACUUUGUAUACGCUGUGUAAAGAGCUGCUUUCCAAGCAGGAUCAUUAUGACUGGGGUCUAAGGGCCAUAAAGUCUGUGUUGGUCGUGGCUGGUUCUUUGAAGAGAGGUGAUCCCGGACGGGUCGAAGAAGAAGUGCUGAUGAGAGCUUUAAGAGAUUUCAACAUACCAAAAAUUAUUAGCGACGAUGUCCCGGUAUUUAUGGGACUGAUUGGGGAUUUGUUUCCUUCGCUGGACGUGCCACGUAAAAGGGAUCAGGAUUUUGAAAAGACCGUCAAACAAGCAGCCGUUGACUUACUAUUGCAACCAGAAGAAAAUUUCAUACUCAAAGUUGUACAGUUAGAAGAGCUUUUGGAAGUUCGUCAUUCUGUAUUCGUAGUCGGAAAUGCGGGCACUGGCAAAACUGAAGUUUGGAAAACGCUAUUUAGGACUUACCAAAAUAUAAAACGAAAACCGAUUUACAACGAUUUGAACCCAAAAGCAGUAACCAAUGAUGAACUUUUCGGUGUCAUUAACCCUGCUACCCGAGAGUGGAAAGACGGUUUAUUUUCUGUUAUAAUGAGAGAACAAGCUAACAUCCCGAACAGCUUUCCCAAGUGGAUUCUAUUGGACGGCGAUAUUGAUCCGAUGUGGAUUGAAUCAUUGAACACUGUAAUGGACGACAACAAGGUCUUAACGUUAGCCAGUAACGAACGUAUUGCCUUAACUCCUUCGAUGAGACUCAUUUUUGAAAUAUCCAACUUGCGGACGGCUACGCCAGCCACCGUAUCGCGAGCGGGAAUUUUAUACUUAAACCCGCAAGACUUGGGAUGGAAUCCGUAUGUGACGAGUUGGAUAGAGACCAGAGAGCACGCCGUGGAGAAGAGUAACCUCGUAAUCUUGUUCGAUAAAUACAUACCACCGUGUCUGGAAAACAUUCGUAACAGGUUCAAAAAAAUCAUACCAAUAACAGAGAUGUCACAUAUACAAAUGCUGUGUCAUUUGCUCGAGUGCAUUUUAGUGCCGGCGAACACACCGACGGACUGUCCGAAAGAAUGGUACGAAUUAUACUUCACGUUUGUGUGCAUAUGGUCGUUCGGAGCUGCUAUAUACCAAGAACAGGUGGUCGAUUACAAAGUUGAGUUUUCCAAAUGGUGGGUGGCCGAAUUCAAAACCAUUAAAUAUCCGUCUCAGGGAACUGUGUUCGAUUACUACAUCGACACGGAAACCAAGGAGUUCCUGCCCUGGACUCAUGUCAUCCCGAAAUUCGAACUGGAUUCGGACAUGCCCCUACAGAGCGCUUUGGUCCACACGCCGGAAUCGAUAAGAACCAGAUUUUUUGUGGACCUUCUCAUGGACCACAAACACCCAGUGAUGCUAGUAGGGAGCGCCGGCUGCGGAAAAACGGUAUUGAUGAAUGAAAAACUCGCCAGUCUCUCGGAAAACUAUGCAGUGACCAAUAUACCGUUCAACUACUAUACGACUUCGGAGAUGUUACAAAAAAUACUCGAAAAACCUCUAGAAAAAAAAGCUGGCCGAAAUUAUGGACCACCGGGGAAUAAAACACUCAUAUACUUUUUAGACGACAUGAAUAUGCCCGAGGUAGAUUGCUACGGAACUGUUCAACCACACACUCUGAUCCGACAACAUUUGGACUACGGCCACUGGUACGACAGAACUAAAUUGUCGUUAAAAGAUAUUCACAACUGUCAAUAUGUGUCCUGCAUGAAUCCAACUGCAGGCAGUUUUACAAUCAAUCCUCGACUACAGCGGCAUUUUUGUGUCAUCGCUGUGAGUUUUCCAGGGUCGGAGUCGUUGACGAUGAUUUAUGCUUCUAUUUUAAAUCAACAUUUCGGAAAUUUCGAGUAUCGAAUCCCACAAGCCGCCUCAAAACUAGCUGAUAACGUAAUCGAAGCUACAAUCUGGUUACACAACAAAGUUAAUUCGGUUUUCCUACCUACCGCCACCAAGUUUCAUUACAUAUUCAAUCUGAGAGAUUUAUCAAACGUUUUCCAAGGUCUGCUCUUCAGUACUGGAGAGUGUCUGAACUGCAGUGCAGAUCUAAUGCGACUGUGGAUGCACGAAUGCCAAAGAGUUUACUCAGAUAAAUUAGUCGAUGACAAAGAUUCAGACGCUUUUACUAAAAUACAGACAGACGCGUUGAAAAAAUUCUUUGAUGAAAUCGACGAAUGUGCAGUUUUUGAAAAACCAAAUAUUUAUUGCCAUUUUGCUCAAGGUAUUGGUGAACCUAAGUAUUCAUCUGUUAGAAAUUGGACUAAUCUUACAAAAUUACUGGAAGAAGCACUAAACUUAUACAAUGAUUUGGUCGCUGCCAUGAAUUUGGUGUUGUUCGAAGACGCUAUGAUGCACAUUUGCAGAAUAAACCGAAUAUUGGAAUCGCCAAGGGGUAGCUGUUUAUUGGUAGGGGUUGGAGGUAGCGGAAAACAGUGUUUAGCACGUUUGGCUGCGUUUAUUUCCAGCUUGGAGGUAGCUCAAAUACAACUACGCAAAGGCUACGGGCUUUUAGAUCUUAAAAUGGAAUUAUCCAGUUUGUAUUUGAAGUCGGGUUUGAAAAACGUAGGAAUCGUCUUCUUGAUGACUGACGCUCAAGUACCAUCGGAAUCAUUUCUAGUUCUGAUCAACGACAUGCUUUCGACAGGCGAAAUUCCAGAACUAUUUCCCGACGAUGAGGUCGAGAACAUUAUAGCCGGCGUUCGUAACGAAGUCAAGGGCGCAGGACAAUUGGACACUCGCGAAAAUUGUUGGAAGUUUUUCAUCGACCGGGUUAGACGGCAGUUAAAAGUCGUGUUGUGCUUCUCGCCUGUCGGAUCGGUGUUGCGGGUUCGUUCCAGGAAAUUCCCUGCUCUGGUCAAUUGCACUUCCAUCAACUGGUUUCAUGAGUGGCCACAACAAGCACUCAUGUCAGUGUCCAAUCAGUUUUUAUCGGAACUCGAAGUGCUCCCCGAAAACUUCAGAGAAUCCGUCGCCAAGUUCAUGGGAUACGCGCACACGCAGGUCAACAUCAUAUCGCGUAUAUAUUUACAGAGCGACCGCCGGUACAAUUACACCACUCCAAAAUCGUUUUUGGAACAGAUAUCACUCUACUCCAAGUUGCUAAGGCGAAAGUCGGCAGAGUUGGCUAGCAAAAUUGACCGACUUGAAAAUGGGUUAGAAAAACUGAAAAGUACAGCCAAUCAAGUGGAUAAUUUAAAAGAAAAAUUAGCAAUUCAAGAAGUUGAAUUAAAAAUUAAAAAUGACGCGGCCGACAAACUUAUUCAAAUAGUUGGUAUUGAAACCGAAAAAGUAUCAAAAGAAAAAGCAUUUGCCGAUGACGAAGAAAAAAAAGUUGGUUCAAUAGCAGAAGAAGUAAAGAAAAAACAACGGGAUUGCGAAGAAGACCUCGUAAAGGCUGAACCAGCUCUACUCGCUGCUCAAGAAGCUUUAAAUACAUUGAACAAAUCAAAUUUGACAGAAUUAAAAUCAUUUGGAUCACCCCCCGGCGUUGUUACAAAUGUAACAGCUGCUGUGAUGGUGUUAUUGGCGCAAAACGGUAAAAUACCCAAAGACCGUAGCUGGAAAGCUACUAAAAUUAUGAUGGCUAAAGUGGACAGUUUUCUCGAUUUACUUAUAAACUAUGACAAAGAGAACAUUCAUCCCGAAGUUACUAAAGCUAUUAAACCAUACUUAAAAGAUCCCGAGUUCGAACCAGAAUUCGUUAGAUCAAAGUCCGCGGCAGCUGCUGGUCUCUGUGCUUGGGUGAUAAACAUUAUAAAAUUUUACGAAGUAUAUUGUGACGUGGAACCAAAACGAUUAGCCUUAGCUCAAGCCAAUUUGGAACUCGCUCAAGCCCAAGAAAAAUUAGCAGUUAUAAAGAAAAAAGUCGCUUCUUUAGAAGAACAACUUUCCAAAUUGACAGCUGACUUUGAGCAGGCCACAUCCGAAAAACUACACUGUCAACAAGAAGCGGAUGCCACUAAUAAGACAAUCGAAUUAGCGAACAGACUGAUUGGGGGUUUGGGGUCGGAAAACGUCCGUUGGGCCGAAGCUGUAGCUUGUUUUAUGCAACAAAGUACCACUUUACCGGGAGACGUUCUUCUCAUCACAGCGUUCAUAUCGUACGUUGGGUGCUUCACGAAACACUAUAGACAAGAACUACUACACAAAAUAUGGACGCCAUUUGUAAAAACCUUAGAUCCUGCUGUACCAAUAACUGAAGGGUUAGAUCCGUUGACUUUAUUGACUGAUGACACUCAAGUGGCGAUUUGGAAUAAUGAAGGAUUACCCAGUGAUCGCAUGUCAACAGAAAACGCAACUAUAUUAUCAAAUUCCGAUCGUUGGCCGUUAAUGAUCGAUCCACAAUUACAAGGUGUUAAGUGGAUCAAACAGAAGUACGGAGAAAGUUUAGUUGUGUUGCGUUUAGGACAGAAAGGUUCAAUGGAAGAGUUAGAAAAAAGUAUAACAACAGGAAGAAUCGUUCUGCUCGAAAAUAUUGAAGAAAAUUUAGAUCCAGUUUUAGAUCCUUUGUUAGGUCGUAAUCUCAUAAAAAAAGGAAAAGCCAUUAAGAUGGGAGAUAAAGAAGUUGAAUACAAUCAAGAGUUUCGGCUUUUACUCCAUACGAAAUUAGCUAAUCCACAUUAUAAACCCGAAAUGCAAGCUCAAACGACUUUGAUCAAUUUUACUGUGACGAGGGAUGGUUUAGAAGACCAGUUACUUGCUGAAGUUGUAAAAGCCGAAAGACCUGACUUGGAACAACUUAAAGCUGAAUUGACCAAACAACAAAACGAUUUUAAAAUCAUGUUGAAAAAAUUAGAAGACGAUUUGCUAUCACGUUUGUCCUCAGCAGGAGAUAACAUAUUAAGUGACACGGCGUUGGUGGAAAAUUUGGAAACGACAAAAAGAACUGCUGCAGAGAUACAACAGAAAGUCGCCGAGGCAAAAAUCACGUCGGAAAAGAUUGACGAAGCCAGAGAACAUUAUAGACCUGCAGCUGCGAGGGCUAGUCUGUUGUAUUUCAUACUCAACGAACUGAAUACUAUCAAUCUGGUCUAUCAAUUCUCGUUAAAGGCUUUUAGCGUAGUGUUUAACAACGCCAUUGAAAAAUCGGUUCCGGCGGAAACCGUAUCGCUGAGAGUGAACAAUUUGAUCGACUGUAUCACCUACUUCGUCUUCGUGUACACUUCUAGAGGGCUGUUCGAAUGUGACAAACUGAUAUUCGCGUCGCAGAUGACAUUCCAAAUAUUAUUAAUGAGUGAAGAAAUAGCUCCACAAGAGUUAGAUUUCUUCUUGAGAUUCCCGACAGCUCAGCAUAUUAGCAGUCCAGUAGAAUUUUUGUCCAAUUCAAGUUGGUCAGGUGUUAGAAGCUUGUCGACUAAAGACGAAUUCAGAAAUUUAGACCGUGAUAUCGAAACAUCAUCAAAAAGAUGGAAAAAAUUUGUUGAAUCGGAUUGUCCAGAACGUGAAAAAUUCCCUCAAGAAUGGAAAAAUAAAGUGUCGCUACAAAGACUCAUGAUGAUGAGGGCAUUACGCCCAGACCGAAUGACUUAUGCUAUGUCGGUUUUUAUUGAAGAAAAACUUGGUUCAAAGUAUGUAGAAGGUAGAAGCGUGGAAUUUGCAAAGUCGUUUGAAGAAACUAGUCCAACAACACCGAUUUUCUUUAUUCUUUCCCCAGGAGUAAACCCGUUAAAAGAUGUUGAAGAUUUGGGACAUAAACUAGGCAUUUCAACUGGAUUAAACAAUUUUCACAAUGUGUCAUUAGGUCAAGGCCAAGAAGUCGUUGCCGAAAGUGCAAUGGAAAUUUCCGCUCAAAAUGGUCAUUGGGUCGUUCUUCAGAAUAUACAUUUAGUGAAAAAAUGGCUACCGACACUUGAAAAGAAAAUGGAACUACUCGGAGACACAGCUCAUCCAAGCUAUAGGCUAUUUUUAAGCGCUGAACCGGCCGCUACGGCGUCGGCACACAUUAUUCCACAAGGAAUUUUGGAAUCGUGUAUCAAAAUCACAAACGAACCGCCGACGGGUAUGCAAGCCAAUUUGCACAAGGCGUUGGAGAAUUUCAACCAAGAAACACUGGAGAUGUCGUCCAAAGAAGCCGAGUUCAAAGCGAUUCUAUUUUCACUUUGUUAUUUCCACGCCGUAGUCGCCGAACGGAGGAAAUUCGGUGCGCAGGGGUGGAACAAGAUCUAUCCAUUUAACGUCGGUGACUUAAAUAUCAGCGUCAGCGUGCUGUUCAACUAUUUGGAAGCCAAUAAUAAAGUCCCGUGGGAAGACCUGAGGUAUUUAUUUGGUGAAAUUAUGUACGGUGGCCACAUAACGGACGAUUGGGAUAGAAAAUUGUGUAUAUCAUACUUGGAGGAACUGAUGCAGUCUGACCUGGUCGACGGAGAUCUUCACCUCGCCCCGGGUUUCCCCGCGCCACCAAACACGGAUUAUCAAGGUUAUCACAACUACAUCGACGAAGUCUUACCGGCCGAGAACCCUGUGCUAUACGGCUUGCAUCCCAACGCUGAAAUUGGAUUCAUGAGUACGACGUCCGAAAAUUUGUUUCGCACGGUAUUCGAAAUGCAGCCACGGGAAGCAGGUGCGAUCGGGGGCACGAACGUCACUAGAGAAGACAAGGUAAAACAGAUUGUCGACGAAACGUUAGAAAAAUUACCCGAAGAAUUUAACAUAAUAGAGAUGAUGGGUAAAGUCGAAGAAAGGACACCCUACGUGAUUGUAGCCUUUCAAGAGUGCCAACGGAUGAACUUUCUAACUAGCGAAAUGAAACGGUCUCUGAAAGAACUAGAACUUGGACUUAAGGGUGAAUUAACCAUUACUUCGGACAUGGAAGACUUGGAAAACGCUUUGUUCCUGGACCAGAUCCCUCUGGUGUGGACAAAUCGGGCUUAUCCGUCUCUUCUUGGUCUUGGAGCAUGGUUUUCCGAUCUUUUGCUACGUAUUAGAGAGUUAGAAACGUGGACCACUGAUUUUGUCGUACCCACGUCAGUUUGGCUUUCUGGAUUUUUCAAUCCUCAAUCGUUUUUGACGGCGAUUAUGCAGAGUACAGCGAGGAAACACGAAUUGCCUCUCGACAAAAUGUGUCUCCAGUGUGACGUGACGAAAAAGCACAAGGAAGAGUUCAGUGGAGCUGCUAGAGACGGGGCUUACAUUCAUGGGCUUUUUAUGGAAGGAGCCCGAUGGGAUAUAAUGCAAGGGGUCAUAAUGGAAUCCAAACUCAAAGAGCUAUUCCCUCAAAUGCCGGUGAUUAAUGUCCGAGCUAUUACACAGGACAAACAAGAUUCACGGAACGUUUACGAAUGUCCAGUGUACAAAACUAGAACGAGAGGCCCGACGUAUGUGUGGACUUUUAGUCUUAAAAGCAAAGAUAAAUCAUCGAAAUGGACAUUAGCUGGUGUCGCACUUUUGCUACAGUUAUAA
This is a messenger RNA of Macrosiphum euphorbiae (potato aphid), 8094 nucleotides long. NCBI's taxonomy places the organism in Eukaryota, Metazoa, Arthropoda, Insecta, Hemiptera, Aphididae. The record is from the annotation of a GenBank genome assembly.